UUUGAACACCUUUUGAUUAAAAUAUAUAUAUUUAUUCAGUCACUGUUUUCUUUUCCGUGUGAUCGGCUAUGGCGAGAAAAUUCUGAUACCCAUGUGCUCCUUACCAGAUAUUUAUAGCCACAACUCGUUCCAUAUUUCAUUGCUGUUGCUCAUUUCAUUUCAGACUAUACUAUUCUUCUCAGUUUUCUCACACACACUCUGCUCAAACGAUGUCGUUGGCUCUGCAAAGCAAUGGAGGAGGAGUUACCAUCGGAAGGUCCAGCUUCGUCAACUGUGUUUCGAUCUGCGAUCGGGAUUUUCCGGCGGAAGAUUCCGAUUCUAGCGGCUCUUCCAUCGGAAGGAAGAGUACCUCGUCGGAAGAUUCCUCCGACCGGGAAGACUCCGGCGAAGUCGAGGUGCAGAGCUCGUUCAAAGGCCCUUUGGAAACCUUAAAUGAUUUGGAGGAAGAUUUACCCGUUAAGAGAGGCAUAUCCAAGUUUUAUAGUGGCAAAUCGAAGUCCUUCACAUGCUUAGCAGAUGCCGCUGCUGCAACUUCUAUGCAAGACAUAGUAAAGCCAGAGGAUCCUUAUGCCAAGAAACGCAAGAAUUUACUAGCCCGUAACAUAUUAAUUGACAGAAGUCGCAGUUACUCAGAUAACAUUGGUGGAAUAUCAAAGCGACCCGCUAACAUAGGUCGAGGAACAUCUUGUCUUACAUUGAGCAGCAGUGGCUGUGAGGAGGGGCAAAACUCCGAAUCAAUAUCUCCUCCCUGCCCUCUUCCUCCUCUUCAUCCACGUGCUAAUAGGUCAUCUGCAAAUGCAUCACCACCUCGUCCUCCUACACUAAAUUCUCCUUGGCGUUCAUACUCCUGGUCUGAUCUGCAGUCUGUAGCUGCAGAGGCUCAUGACAUAUCUGGCUUGGCAAUUUGUAGUGGCAACAAAGUACAUUGAAUUUUUGACAGAAAUUUAACUUUUUUGUUUAGUUUAUAGCGAGUGAGUUUUUAGUUCACAUUCGAGUUUGUUUUGUAAUGGCAGAGUACUUGUGAUUUGUGAACUCGUUUUAUAUUUAUAUAUAUGCUGAAGUAUUGUAUA
This is a messenger RNA of Gastrolobium bilobum, 1070 nucleotides long. Its product is annotated as protein OXIDATIVE STRESS 3 LIKE 1-like. NCBI's taxonomy places the organism in Eukaryota, Viridiplantae, Streptophyta, Magnoliopsida, Fabales, Fabaceae. The transcript is spliced from 2 exons. Bases 210 to 929 code for a protein of 239 amino acids. The record is from RefSeq and is a predicted model, not a curated record.